GCGACGACCACCUCCCCUGAUUUACUAAGAAAGAUCGUUGCUUGAACCGCCGAUCUCAAUAAGAGUUGAGGUGUUUGCAGAAGAAAGAUUGAAAAAGCUAAAGUUAUCAUCUUUUUUAAUGGAACGGACUCCUUGUCAGCAGGGUAUAUAUGGUACUAAUAAACAGUCACCCAGUGAUAAUGCCGACAUUGAUAAGUUGGCUGAUGAAUUACUAGUUCACAUUCUGUCUCGCAUGAGCCUCAAGGAAGCUGCAAGGACUUGCAUCCUUGCGCGUAGAUGGAGAUAUUUAUGGAGGUCUGUAUCUGGAACCUUGCAAUUUGAUGUUAGGGAUUUUGUGACUGCCGCUGGAGAUGGAAUGGAAGUGGAGAAGUUUGUGUCUUGGGUGAAUACUGUGUUGGAGCUUCAUCAAGGGAGGUAUAUUGAGGGUAUAGUUGUUAUAUUUUGUUUGGGAAUGAAUGAAAAACAACUUGAAACGAUACAUACGGCUAGAAUUGCACGUGUGGUUGACAGUUGGGUGUAUGCUGCUGUGCAAAAGGAACUUGAGAGGUUUGAAUUGCAUCUACCAUGGGCUACUCAUCAUAAAUUUCCUAGCAUUGAAAUGUUGAAGUCACAUUCACAUAGGGGCAGUAACAGCUCACCUUUCCGCCGUCUGAAGAUUCUUAGGUUGCUAGAGGUACCAAUCGAGGAUGAGGUGGUGCAUUAUUUUCUAGCCUCGUGCCCCAAUCUCGAACAAUUGUUCAUAUAUCAUUCUGACGAUACAAAGAAUAUUCGAGUUGUUGAUCCACCAAGCUUGAGAGUGUUGGAAAUAAAGAGCUGGUAUCUCGAGAGUUUGGAGAUAUCUGCUGAGAGUCUCGUCUCAUUAGCACAUGUGGCACCGAGAAUAUGUGAUUUGAAGAAAGUUCCUAAUCUUGAUGAAUUAACCAUUGGUGAUGACUCCUUUUUGUACUUUAUUUCUGAACCCAACUCUAGCUAUUCAGGUCAGCUGGUGAAGCUUGUAGUGGAUCUUCAGAGACUGUCAAGCCGGAGACCACUCGCUAGCCUUCCGGAUUCGCUCCCUCGGUUAUGCUCCCUCAAACGACUCGAGGUGAAAGUUACUUCAGUAGUUGAUCGUAGCCUUCUCUUCUUCACAUCAUUGAUAAAGGCGUCACCACAAUUGUACGAGUUUAGAAUUGAGAUUAUGUACCAGGCGGGUUUCUGGUUUGUGGAUACCGAAAAGAUGCCAUUUCCUGCAGUGGAGGCUGUGGAAUUUGAUCAUACAAGGCUUAAGGUGGUUGAAAUGUGUGGGUACGUUGGGUGCUCAAGUGACAACGAGCUGCUCGUGGAAUUGGUUAAGAAUGUGUCGUCGAUUGAGAGGCUUGUUAUUGAUACAGAGAGUCCGUAUUACGAUGAUCCCGAUUUGGCCUUCUCCAUCGCCCGCCGUAGCUUGCAUCCGAUGGGGGCAACCACGCGGAUUCAAUCCAAAGAGCGCGCCAAACAUUUCGUAUCCACUCUCCGCCACCGCAUUCACUCCGUCGUCAAAUAAACUCAACAACCCAACUAUUGCUUCUGAUUUUGCACCAACUGUUUGAUAAUCUUAUAGUAUUUAAGCAAUGGGAGUUUUCUUUUCUUGUUUCA
Molecule: messenger RNA, 1614 nt
Organism: Salvia miltiorrhiza (redroot sage)
Lineage: Eukaryota; Viridiplantae; Streptophyta; Magnoliopsida; Lamiales; Lamiaceae
Product: F-box/FBD/LRR-repeat protein At3g26920-like
Exons: 5
Coding region: 119-1522 (467 amino acids)
Molecular function (GO): protein binding
Source: RefSeq, a predicted model, not a curated record